GAGAAUGACAGGAGCAAGAUUUGUCAAUGAAAAUGAGACCUUUUUGUCUUGGUCUUGGUUGAUUCUAAUUUUAUUACCAAAUAAAAAUAAAAAUAAUAAAAAUGGAAAAUAGAAUAUUUUUAGGCAAUCACGUUUGGACGCGUUUAACUUUCCUAUGUUGCCUCCACAGUCCACUUCUUGGUCCCCUCUCUCCCGUUGUACCAAAAAGGCAAAUUCCCUCUUUUUCUUAAUUUAUUUAAUUAAUUUCUUUUCCAUUUCAAAAUUCUAUUUCCAUAUUUUCUCCUUCUUUCCCCACCGAUAUCGCACUACCACCGUAUUUUCUCUCUCUUGUUCUUCUGAUUCCAACAUGAAAUCGGCCCACCGCCAUAUCUCUCUUCUUCCAUGAAACCGCGCCACCGCCACCACCACCACUACCCUCCAUGGCCACUACCAUGUUGCCCAUUUCUCGUCUUCUUCUUCUUCUUCUUCUUCUUCUGCUUCAAACCCUUCUUCUGAUAACCACAAUUGAAGAACCCAUUGAAGAAUUUUCAGCCGAAAACGAAACCCAGUUCUUUAACAGGCCCCAAGUUUCCAACUUUCCCAUUGCUUCAAAUCCCACUCCAAACUCGCUCACAGAGUCUUCCUUACUCGCAUCGCUUCAAUACCCAAUACUGGGAAAAAGCAAAGUUGUGGUAUUUGGGAACUCGACUCUCUCAAGCGCGAACAAGACCUUCUCUCUCGGCUUCAUCUCCACCAAUGGCGAUAAACCCAACUGGUACUUGGGCAUUCGGUACGCUUCGAUUCCAGUCCCGACCUGCGUCUGGGUCGCAAACCGAGAGAGACCCAUCAAGAAUCUCACUUUCUCAAGCUUAGAAAUCUCCGGGUCGGGUCGACUGGUGGUCAAGGACCCGGGUAAUUCGAUCGUGUGGUCGAGCACGAACACGGAGAUUGGUGUUGACGUUCAGCUUUUGGACAGUGGCAAUCUGGUUUUGCUCACCCAAGGAGGCACGGUCGCGUGGCAGAGCUUCGAUUACCCGACUGACACGUGGCUUCCCGGCAUGAACUUGACGAGCGAGCGAGCGUUGACGAGUUGGCGAAGCUACAGAGACCCCUCGCCGGGUUCGUAUUCUCUGCGGCUGAGACCACCGAACUACGGUGAGUUUGAGCUGCUUUUCAAUGGCACUGUAGUUUACUGGAGAACUGGGAAUUGGACCGGUAACGGGUUCAUAAAUGUGCCUGAGAUGUUGGUGCCUUACAUCUAUAAGUUCCAUUUUAUCGACCCGUUUAAGCCAACGGCGUCGUUCGGGUUCACCGAGGAGUCGUUGGAUAACGGGUUGGACCCGCCGCUGACCCGGUUCCAGAUGGACGUUUCGGGUCAGCUCCGGCAGUUCACUUGGGCAACCCAGAGCUGGAACAUGUUCUGGUCUCAGCCUGAGAACAAGUGCAGAGUGUUUGGCCUGUGUGGGGCUUUUGGGGUUUGCAGUGGUGAAGCACUUAGGCCCUGUGAAUGCCUCGCCGGUUUUAAUCCUGUGGAUGAGCCUAGUUGGAACUAUGGGGACUACUCUGGUGGCUGCCACUGGAUGGCUGAAGAUGGUGAGUCUUGUGAUGAGAGGGGUGAUGGGUUUGACAAAGUUGGUGUUGUGAGCUAUGAAGGUUCUUACUUUAAGUCAUAUAGAACUACUUUGGAUGAUUGCCAAAGCACAUGCUUGGAAAUUUGUUCUUGCAUAGGGGUCAACUACGAUGGCAAUAGUACCGUGUGUAAAGUUUAUUAUGGGUCUCUCUCGAAUUUGAAGAAUUUGAGCUCUGAUGGUGCGGCCGGUGAGGUCUUCUAUUUAAAGGUACAGAAAAAGUUGAAGGUUGAGAUCAAGAAGCAGUUGAAUCCUGUAGUUUUGAGUGCUAGCAUUGUUGGGUCGGUUGCGGGUUUGGGGUUUGUGGUGGUGCUGGUGAUGGUUUUGAUUUGGAGAAGAGAGAAGAAGAAGAAGGAAAUAAAAGAAGGGGUUGUUCAACUUCAGCAGGCCUCAAAUUUGAAGGUGUUUUCUUAUAAAGAACUUCACACUGCAACACGGGGUUUUUCAGACAAACUUGGGCAUGGUGGCUUUGGAGCAGUUUUCCAUGGGGAGUUAUCAGAUUCUACUGUUGUUGCUGUGAAACGCUUGGACAGGCCAGGUGGUGGAGAGAAAGAAUUCCAAGCCGAAGUUUGCACCAUUGGGAACAUUCAACAUGUCAAUCUUGUGAGACUUAGAGGUUUCUGCUCAGAAAAUUCUCAUAGACUUUUAGUUUAUGAAUACAUGCCAAAUGGUGCUCUCAGUGCGUAUCUACGUCGAGAGGGUCCAAAUUUGAGUUGGGAUGUUAGGUUUCGUCUAGCAGUUGGUAUGGCAAGAGGCAUUGCAUAUUUACAUGAGGCGUGUAGAGAUUGCAUACUCCAUUGUGAUAUCAAACCUGAAAACAUUUUGCUUGAUAGUGAUUACACCGCGAAGGUGUCAGAUUUUGGGUUAGCAAAAUUACUUGGCCGGGACUUUAGUCGGGUAUUAGCCACAAUGAGGGGUACCUGGGGCUAUGUGGCGCCAGAGUGGAUAUCUGGUGUGGCAAUCACCACAAAAGCCGAUGUUUACAGCUACGGAAUGACAUUGAUAGAAUUACUUGGGGGGCGCAGAAAUGUGGAGGCACGCCGAUCUGAAGGUGGCAGAGAGGGUGGAGGUGAAAAAACCGACAGUUGGUUCUUUCCUCCCUGGGCAGCACAGCAGAUAAUUGAGGGCAAUGUGAGGGCAGUACUUGAUGAUAGGCUCGGCUGCACAUAUAGUAUUGAGCAGGCAGAGCGUGUUGCAUUGGUGGCAGUGUGGUGUAUACAAGAUUCUGAGGCAAUGAGGCCUACAAUGGGCAUGGUAGUAAAGAUGUUGGAAGGGGUGGUGGAAGUGACUGUUCCUCCAGCUCCCAAAUUGUUGCAAGCACUGGUUUCAGGGGAGUCUUUUUGUGGGAUAAAGGCUGAUUCUGGAAUUGGGUUGUCUAAUGGCAGCGACUUCUCCGGUUAUAACACGAGAUUAUCUAGUUGUGGUUCAGAAUCGUCUCUUGGUAAUGGCUCCUCCCUAGUGAAUGAGAUUGAGCACGAUAACCAGAGAAGUUCAGUGGCAUUUACUGACCAAGGCUAAUAAAUUCCAAACCACAUUCUUCACAACAGGUUUUUUUUUUCUUUUCAUGUAAAGAAAACUGCAAAGAGAUCUUUUGUAGAGUAUGAUGAUGUAUAUAAUGUUUCUGCUAGUGGAAAGUUUUGCCUCUGAAAUUACAUCUUUACAAGAUUU
Messenger RNA from Prunus persica (peach), 3275 nucleotides. RefSeq names its product G-type lectin S-receptor-like serine/threonine-protein kinase SD2-2. Lineage: Eukaryota; Viridiplantae; Streptophyta; Magnoliopsida; Rosales; Rosaceae. Gene Ontology annotation, biological process: protein phosphorylation; recognition of pollen. The record is from RefSeq and is a predicted model, not a curated record. Gene Ontology annotation, molecular function: protein serine/threonine kinase activity; ATP binding. The transcript has a single exon. The coding region runs from base 420 to 3125 and encodes 901 amino acids.